Ectocarpus sp. CCAP 1310/34 is the source of this 1458-nucleotide messenger RNA. Lineage: Eukaryota; Phaeophyceae; Ectocarpales; Ectocarpaceae. The record is from the annotation of a GenBank genome assembly.
GUACCGUGGAUGAGAAAGAGAGGAGGGUUGUCACUGCAUGCAGAGCGAGCCUGCAAAAUCCCUGAGGCGUCCACGGUAGUUUCUCAUAAUUCGCGCAGCGCUGUGUGAGCGGCGGGAUCGCCUUUGAGCGUGGUUGAUGGAUUGAAGCAAGACACGGAGAGAUUCCACUUUCAACACCCUGUUCUUUGCAACCACAGGUAGACGCGGAGAUAGAGAGGGGGAGGGCCAGCGAGAGGGAGAGAAAGUGGCAAGGGAGGAGGUCAUGGGGAGCCCGAACAAGAUAGCGUCCAUGGUGGGGAAGAUCAAGGGAAACCUCCCCGCUUCUUUGCAGCCGUGGGCACUCAGCUUGAUGUUCAACUCGCAGGUGAAACUGGCCGGCACUGCGGGCGUGCGGGUGGAGGAGCUCACGCCCCACCGAUCCGUCGUGAAAGUUGCCAACGUCCGACGAGUGCAGAACCAUAUCGGGAGCGUGCACGCGUGCGGCAUGGCUCUCGCCGCGGAAUCAGCCACGGGAAUCCUGGUCGGCAUGAGCGUGCCCGACAGCCGGCUGCCCUUGUGCAAGAGCAUGGCGAUCGAUUUCACAAGGCUGUCGCAAGGCGACGUAACGGCCGUGGCGGAGCUAAGCGAAGAGCAGCUCGCCAGCCUUCGAGACCAGGAGAAGGGGGAGGCGAAUGUACAGGUGACGGUUACAGAUGAAUCCGGGAAAGAGCCUAUCCGAGCGGAAUUCGUGUGGGCCUGGGUCCCCAAGCGACGGAAAUAAAUAGUUAGUAGUAAAAGAGAGCCAGAGAAAGGGUUGUGAAUAGAAAAAUGUUGAAUAGUCGGUGGAAACGGCCACGCUGUGUGGGUACUAAGGAUAGCGAGAAUGGUGUAUGGAAACAGCAAUGAGAUUCGUUCUGGGCGUUGCUUUGUUUGCCAGAGGGCGCCCGGGGGGGGUGGGGGGUGGGGUGGGGUUGGGGGGGUCCCCUUCCUCUGAGCCGCGUUAGGCAAUUGUUUGCUGGAAGUUGGGAACGUUCCUGAGAUGGACGGCUUGGGCUGCUUGUCGUACCGAGUGUCGUCGUCGACGUUGUUGCUGUUGUUGUUGUUGUUGUCUUUUGGCCAAUAAAAGCCACUCAGGUCUUUCCUCAUGUCCGUGCCGAGCGGGUGGUCCAACUUACCCGUGUAAAAGGCGAAGAAACCGGUGAUCGUUGUGGCAUUCCCUCGUGCUGCUCAAGUACCAGGCUACCGCGUGCAAAAGUAGCGCAAACCUUGCGCAUAUGUUCGCGUUGUUUUGGAAGUCGGCUGGUAGGUACGAAUCACGUGUAGAGGUGGACGCCAAUGCCGCGGCAGUUGUCAUCGACGGCAAGCGUCUGGGGCACACGGGGCGCAACCCUCGCUGCCACCGCCGUCGGCACCGCCCCUGCCUUCGCCUCCACUCCUCCCUCUGCCCCCUUUUCUGCCUAGAUCCACGAAUUGGAUACC